Molecule: messenger RNA, 1282 nt
Organism: Hemibagrus wyckioides
Lineage: Eukaryota; Metazoa; Chordata; Actinopteri; Siluriformes; Bagridae
Gene: gnpda1
Product: glucosamine-6-phosphate deaminase 1
Exons: 6
Coding region: 243-1163 (306 amino acids)
Biological process (GO): N-acetylglucosamine catabolic process; D-glucosamine catabolic process; N-acetylneuraminate catabolic process
Cellular component (GO): cytoplasm
Molecular function (GO): identical protein binding; glucosamine-6-phosphate deaminase activity
Source: RefSeq, a predicted model, not a curated record
UGAUUAAUAGCGUUUCUUUCUAUCACAUGAUCAGUGUUACACCGUUACAUAUACAUUGUGGAUACAGCACGUUUAGCUCAAAAUAUAUAUUUACUUUGUACAGAUUAUCUUUCACUUGCACUAUAUAUUAGUAACACUGCCGUAUUAUCUUCACAAUAAAUCGCCUAUAAGCACGAGCCUUCCCCUUUUCCAGAUCUCCAGCCCCGAUAAGAAGAGCUCUUCCGGACUUUCCAGUCACUUUUAUGGGGCUAAAGUCUGGACCAGGCAGCACUUCAGUGUCAUACACGUCUACUGAUAUAGAUUUGACCUGUUUUAGCUCGGUUUUAAACCAGAUCUUUGAGCAAGUGACAGCAAUGAAGCUGAUUAUACUGAGAGACUAUGAUGAAGCCAGCGAGUGGGCUGCCAAAUACAUCCGAAACAGGAUCAUCCGCUUUAACCCCGGUCCGGACCGGUUCUUCAUCCUGGGCCUUCCAACAGGCAGCACUCCGCUGGGAUGCUAUAAGAAACUGAUUGAGUACUAUAAGAAAGGGGAAAUAUCUUUUCAGUAUGUGAAGACCUUUAACAUGGAUGAGUAUGUAGGUCUGCCCAGAGACCAUCCCGAAAGUUAUCAUUCCUUCAUGUGGAACAACUUCUUUAAGCACAUCGAUAUCCGAUCAAAAAACGCACAUAUUCUGGACGGCAACGCUCCAGACCUGCAGAAAGAAUGCCAGGACUUUGAGGAGAAGAUUAAAGCUGCUGGUGGGAUUGAUCUCUUUGUUGGUGGUAUUGGACCUGAUGGUCACAUUGCUUUCAAUGAGCCGGGCUCUAGUCUCGUGUCUCGAACCAGGGUCAAGACCUUGGCUAUGGACACCAUCCUGGCUAAUGCUCGGUUCUUCGAUGGAGAUCUCUCCAAAGUCCCAACCAUGGCUCUUACUGUAGGAGUUGGCACAGUGAUGGAUGCCCGUGAAGUGAUGAUCCUCAUCACUGGAGCACAUAAAGCUUUUGCUCUCUACAAGGCCAUAGAGGAAGGUGUGAACCACAUGUGGACGGUUUCAGCGUUCCAGCAACAUCCUCAGACCGUGUUCGUGUGUGAUGAAGAUGCGACACAAGAGCUGCGGGUCAAAACUGUGAAAUACUUCAAAGGCAUGAUGCAUGUUCAUAAUAAGCUGGUGGAGGAACCAUAGUUUCUGCUGAAAAGAGGAGACUCUGAUUUGUACUUUAUAUUUAAAGUAUUACAUUUUUAACAUUUUGAGAUGUAUACUGUUUAUACUAACAGCAGCAAAAAUACAAAGCAUUUAAAGAA